This is a messenger RNA of Rhodotorula graminis WP1, 1195 nucleotides long. RefSeq lists its product as uncharacterized. NCBI's taxonomy places the organism in Eukaryota, Fungi, Basidiomycota, Microbotryomycetes, Sporidiobolales, Sporidiobolaceae. The record is from RefSeq and is a predicted model, not a curated record. Bases 62 to 1195 code for a protein of 377 amino acids. Gene Ontology annotation, molecular function: protein binding. The transcript is spliced from 10 exons.
GCGCUGUCUCCCUGCACAGCUGCACAGACACGCACUGUCUACGCGCGAGAACCACGCCGCGAUGGCAACCCUGUCCUUCUCCUCCCCGCCGACUCGGCUCGCAGCCGCUGCAGCUCCCAACCACGGCAAGGACAACGCCGACGCGUUCUUCCGAGACGUCCAACUCUGCCCGGACGGCUCCUGCGCUCUCGCGACGGCCGAGGAUCGCUCCUUGAGCCUCUUUGUUCUGCCGUCGCACGUCGAUGAGGCCGCACCGACCGCCUCGACCUCGGCCGUCACGCUCGACGCGGCGUGGACGCACCUGCCGUCCGACUCGCUCCUGUCGACUGCGUGGUACCCUGGCGCGUCGAUCGGCGAUCCGGCCAUGUUCAGCUUUGCGGCCGGCGUCAAGGACCACCCGGUGCACCUUCUCGACGGCAACGACCAACGGGUGCGAGCGAGCUACCCGAUCAUCGACCACACCGAGCGCUUUGUCGCGCCGCACGCCAUGUCCUUCUCGCCUGACGGGGCAAGCCUGUACUGCGGCUUCGACAACGCCAUCGAGAUCUUUGACGUCGGUCGGCCGGGCGACGAGGGAUACCGGCUCAAGACGACGCGCACGAGGAGCUCGCGAGAUGGCCAGAAAGGAAUCAUAUCUUCGCUCGCCUUCUCGGGGGCAGAUUCCUCGUCCGGCUCGAGCUGCCUCGCGGCGGGCUCGUUCUCGGGCUCGGUCGGCCUGUACGACCCGUCGGCUCACUCGCCCCUCAUCGACCUACUCGUCCCGUCACAGCGAGGCGGCAUCACCAAGCUCCUCUUCCACCCUCUCUCGCCCCACCUCCUGUUCGCCGCCUCGCGCCAGUCGUCGCACCUCGACGUGUGGGACCUGCGCAACACGUCACGGACGAGCAGCAGCGGUCGGCUGCGGCGCAACGGGCGCACGAACCAGCGGCUCGGGUUCGACAUUGACCCGACCGGGACGUGGCUCGCCGCAGGGGAUCAGGACGGCGCCGUCUCGAUCUUUAGCGCUCAGCCGCUUCCCGACGACCUCGAGCCCGUCACGUCGCUCCCACUUUCCUCGGACCCCGUCGGCGCGACGCUCUUCCACCCGUACCUCCCUCUCCUGCUCACGGCGUCGGGCACGCGCAAGUUCGGCCAGGGCACGACGAGCGGUCGAGGAGCGGUCGAGGGAGACAGCGACACUGUCCUGAAACUCUAG